AUGGGCUGCCUCAUCCUCAUCCUCCUCGUCGCAUCGUCCGAUUUCGCCGAUCAGACUGGGCCGUCCAGAUUGGAGCGCAGGGCAAGUGCACCCGCAAAGCACACUGUGGAUGGUAGGCACACUUAUCUCCUCUUCCCGCUCAGACCAGGGACACGGCCUGACACAUCGCACCCAGAGCCCCUGAAGUUUGCGCCCUCCUUCACCGAGCCCGUCGGCAUGCACAUCGGGCACACCGAGCACUACCAGCACAACACGUCCGAGGGCAUCGCAGAGUGGGCCAAGCUCAUCCCCGCCGGCGGCCACGUUGUCUACAUCGACGACGAUGACGACGGCGGGGACGGCUCGCGGCCGCGCGCGUACACGGUCACGCUGUUCCACCAGCUCAAGUGCCUCGACGUUAUACGCGCGCAGUACGCCGCGCCACAGGUGCCCGCGCCGCCGCUGCUGCGGCACUGCAUGAACUACCUCCGCCAGUCCGUGUUGUGCCGCCCGAACCUGCGGAUCGAGUCCGUGAAGAACUCGGUCGGCACGGCGAUCAGGAGCUACGACGCGGUGUGCCGCGACUGGACGACGGUGUAUGAGGAGGCGCAGAGGAAUCACGAGCAGUAUGCGGCCAGGGUGCAGUCGGCGGCUGGCAGGGAGUGA
This is a messenger RNA of Fibroporia radiculosa, 645 nucleotides long. RefSeq lists its product as uncharacterized. The coding region runs from base 1 to 645 and encodes 214 amino acids. Lineage: Eukaryota; Fungi; Basidiomycota; Agaricomycetes; Polyporales; Fibroporiaceae. The transcript has a single exon. The record is from RefSeq and is a predicted model, not a curated record. Gene Ontology annotation, biological process: mycotoxin biosynthetic process.